UAUUAACUUAUUAACUUUAAUAUUUAAUUUUUUAAUCACUAUUUAAAUUUUUACUAGAAAAUAUCUUUGUAUUAGCUUCUUCGACACAAUUAAGAAUUCUGUAAAACUAAUUAAAAAAUAUUUUCUAUUAAUAAAGAAAUGUUGGUAAUUUGUUUCAAGAUCCUCUUAAACUGGAAUACAGAUUAUUCCUAAUUUAUAACUAUGUAUUGAAUAAACUGAUCUAUUUUCUAAUUAAGAAUAAAGAAUCUGUUUAGUCCAAUGAGUUAAUAAUCAACCACUCGCAGUGAAGAAUUCUUAAGACGCAAUAUGCCAUUUUUCUCGAUUCACUUAUUAUUUUUUUACAUGCGGAGAGAAAAGAUUAUAUUUCGCAGAUUUGUUUCUAUUCAUGUCAUCUAGGAUGAGCUGGGAUGAACCAAAUCGCGCGCCGUUCCCCGGGCGUAGCCCAGAAGAACCGAAGGCAAGAACCAAUCGUAUUAAUGUGUCACGAAGCUGCUUUUCCGCUGUAAACGCGGCACUAUUUCUCGCUGUUUCUCGCACCACCCGCGCGCGAUCCUGACGCACGACUCCAUUUUGAAUUUUCUUGUGCAAGUAAGCAUUUUUUCCGGGAGCCAAUUGUUGGAAGUCGACCGCCCUUGGAAAUGCUUACGAGAUACAUCGGGAGGCUGCAACCGCUUAAGACGGACGUCGUCAAGUGCGGUGUACAUAAAUGCUCGUCAAUUUUAGAUACCACGUCGAAAGGGACGAUCGGAAAGCCUGCCAAAGUACAGAUUGAUCUUCGUGUGCCUAGGGAUGGGUACGCGCGUUGCGAAAGAUGAAGGAUAACAUAUUCAUCGACGUUUCCGACGGAUCCACGUGCGAGAUGCUACAAGUUGUCCUGCCGAAGACGAUUACACCCGACGAUCUACGUUAUGGAAGUAGCGUCAGUGUAGAAGGAGAACUGGCUCUGGCUCCCAGCGGUAGGGCCGAACUACGCGCGACUGAGGUGCACGUGAUCGGCGCAUGCAACGUUUUGGAGGACGGUUAUCCGUUCGCGCCAAGAAAGAAAUACGACUCGGACUAUAUCAGGCAGUAUUUACAUUUGAGGCCGAGAACGCGGCACUUUUCCAGCUUGUUGAGGCUGCGCGAUCUUGCCUCUGUAAUGAUUGCGGAUCAUCUAAGAGAUAGGGAGUUUAUAAGCGUGCAUACGCCGAUGUUGACGUCCAACGAUUGUGAGGGCGCGGGCGAGGUGUUCGUCGUCAGGCCACAGUCCAAGCAGGUUCUAGAGAGUAUGAAAAAGGAGGGUCAGAAAUCUGAGGAUGACAUUUACUUUGAUACCACCACCUUCCUCACUGUCUCCGGACAGUUACAUCUGGAGGCGGUAGCAAGAGCUCUCACAAGGGUAUACACCUUCGGACCCACAUUCAGGGCGGAAAAUUCAAAGUCGAGAUUGCAUUUAUCAGAAUUUUACAUGUUAGAGACGGAGAUAGCGUUUCUCACGUGUAUCGAAGAACUGAUAGAGGAAGUUGAGCUUCUAGUGAAACGUGUCACCGAGCGAAUGAUCGAGAAGGGAAUCUCGGAUCUGCGUGCGAUUGACGCCCCGGAACCGCAAUGGUUGAACAAACCGUUCGGACGUUUAACGUAUGAAGAUGCGUUCAACGUGUUGAAUAAUCACGCGAAUCAAUUGCAACAACCCGUCAAGUAUGGAGAGGCAUUCUCAAAGGAGCAUGAACUGUUUUUGGUACAACAUAACGACGGGGUGCCAGUGUUCGUUAUUAACUGGCCAAAAAUCAUUAAGCCAUUUUAUAUGAAAGAGUGCACAGAGGAUGCAUCCAAGGUAGCGGCAUUGGAUCUGCUGGUACCAAACGUGGGAGAACUAGUAGGAGGCAGCAUCCGCGAGGAUAAUUAUGAGAAAUUACAGUUAAAGCUACCAAUCACGGGGAAUCUCUCAUGGUAUUUAGAUUUACGGAAAUAUGGAAAUGUACCAACAGGUGGCUUUGGAAUGGGUUUCGACAGAUUCUUGCAGUGUCUCUUGGGGAUCGGCAAUAUCAAGGACACCGUGCCUUUCCCCAGAUGGCCGCACAAUUGCAAUUUAUGAAUAAAGUUUUCAGGGUUGUCGUCUCAUUUAAUCCCCUCCCUCUAAAAAAAAAAAAAAAAAAAAAAAGA
Solenopsis invicta (red fire ant) is the source of this 2142-nucleotide messenger RNA. It is a transcript of the gene AsnRS-m, whose product is annotated as probable asparagine--tRNA ligase, mitochondrial. Bases 812 to 2074 code for a protein of 420 amino acids. Gene Ontology annotation, cellular component: mitochondrion. The record is from RefSeq and is a predicted model, not a curated record. Gene Ontology annotation, molecular function: ATP binding; nucleic acid binding; asparagine-tRNA ligase activity. The transcript has 4 exons. Lineage: Eukaryota; Metazoa; Arthropoda; Insecta; Hymenoptera; Formicidae. Gene Ontology annotation, biological process: asparaginyl-tRNA aminoacylation.